AAAAUGAUUUCAAAGUUAACUACAAUGAGUGCCUUCCUGGCAAUAAUUUCUCUGUCUGCGGCCUACCAAAUAUCGACCAGUGUUAUUGAUGGUGUGGCAGUAUCUCUGAAUAAACCCACAAAUCCAUUCGUCAAGAUCGGAGAAAGUUAUUACGUUGUUGAAAAUAAGCGUGAAUUAAACUGGUAUGAUGCCUUCGAGGCUUGUCGUCAAAUGAACGCUGACUUGGUCGCAUUUGAAGACUUGAAGGAACAGAAACUGGUAUCUCAAUACCUUGUUGGUAAGAACAUUAUACAAAAUUUUUGGACUGCUGGCACCGACUUGGCCAAGCAGGACUAUUUUGUUUGGUUUUCUACUGGUCAGCCCGUGGCCACGGAUUUGUGGAUUAAAGGGGAGCCAAAUAAUGCUGGAGGAAAUGAGCACUGCGUUGAAUUCCAAUCCAAUGUGGGAUUGGGACUGAAUGACAAACCCUGCACCGUCGCGAGGGGCUAUAUAUGCAAGGCACCGCAGCCGAAAACAGUUGCAUUUACCGUGUGGUAAACCACUUGAAAUUCUUUAAAUAAAAAUUGCAACUAUCCAAAAGAAACUCAUCGUUAAAGGAUAUUUUGUUCGUGCCCGAGAAAUCGAAGUUAUUAAAUACUUCUAAUAAGUUGCAGCUGAAUGGAGGGAAUUUUGGACAAAAAAGUUCAAAAUCUCUCUACAAAUAAGAAGAUUCCUUGGACACCAAUGACAUAAUCGAAUUUACUACUGUAUUAAAUAUACAGGUAUGCCAGAACUACUUAAAUGGUUGCUGAAAAUCCAAUUAAUUCCAAUUUCACUCCCU
This is a messenger RNA of Drosophila teissieri, 820 nucleotides long. Its product is annotated as C-type lectin 37Da-like. Gene Ontology annotation, cellular component: external side of plasma membrane. The record is from RefSeq and is a predicted model, not a curated record. Bases 4 to 537 code for a protein of 177 amino acids. NCBI's taxonomy places the organism in Eukaryota, Metazoa, Arthropoda, Insecta, Diptera, Drosophilidae. The transcript is spliced from 2 exons. Gene Ontology annotation, molecular function: carbohydrate binding. Gene Ontology annotation, biological process: biological process involved in interspecies interaction between organisms.